Molecule: messenger RNA, 3370 nt
Organism: Acinonyx jubatus (cheetah)
Lineage: Eukaryota; Metazoa; Chordata; Mammalia; Carnivora; Felidae
Gene: TBC1D15
Product: TBC1 domain family member 15
Exons: 18
Coding region: 474-2252 (592 amino acids)
Biological process (GO): activation of GTPase activity
Molecular function (GO): GTPase activator activity
Source: RefSeq, a predicted model, not a curated record
UCACUCUGCUGAAGGGAUCUUUGUCCCUUUCGGGUGGAGCUGAAAACAGGUGCUGUGCAGCUGGGCACUUAGAAGAAAAGAGUGUAUUGGAUUCAUUUUACCAGACUGCCGAGUUGGCUGGUGGUUGUGAGCAGCAGGGCGUGUUUCCACUCAGGGAACAGGAGAUUUACACCAUCCUACGCUUGUCUAGGAAGGCGUUAGUUAAGAUUAUAUACGAACAGGAAGGGGUCUAUAUUCACUCAUCUUGUGGAAAGACCAAUGACCAAGACAGCUUGAUUUCAGGAAUAUUACGUGUGUUAGAAAAGGAUGCUGAAGUAAUAGUGGACUGGAGACCAUUGGAUGAUGCUUUAGAUUCUUCUAGUAUUCUCUACGCUGGAAAGGAUUCCAGUUCAGUUGUAGAAUGGACACAGCCCCCAAAGGAAAGAGGUUAUCGGGGAUCGGAACAUCUGAACAGUUAUGAAGCAGAGUGGGACAUGGUCAAUACAGUUCCGUUUAAAAAGAAACCACAUACCAAUGGAGAUGCGCCAAGUCAUAGAAAUGGGAAAAGCAAAUGGUCAUUCCUGUUCAGUUUGACAGACCUGAAAUCAAUCAAGCAAAACAAAGAGGGUAUGGGCUGGUCGUAUUUGGUAUUCUGUCUAAAGGAUGACGUCGUUCUCCCUGCUCUGCACUUUCAUCAAGGAGAUAGCAAACUACUGAUUGACUCUCUUGAAAAAUAUGUGGUAUUGUGUGAAUCUUCACAGGAUAAAAGAACACUUCUUGUGAAUUGUCAGAAUAAGAGUCUUUCACAGUCAUUUGAAAAUCUUCUUGAUGAACCUGCCUAUGGUUUAAUACAAGCAGGACUGCUAGACAGAAGAAAGCUGUUGUGGGCCAUGCAUCAGUGGAAAAAAAUUAAAAAGGACCCUUAUACAGCAACUAUGGUAGGAUUUUCCAAAGUCACAAACUACAUUUUUGAUAGUUUGAGAGGCAGUGAUCCCUCUACACAUCAACGACCACCAUCAGAAAUGGCAGAUUUUCUUAGUGAUGCUAUUCCAGGUUUAAAGAUAAAUCAACAAGAAGAACCAGGAUUUGAAGUCAUCACAAGGAUUGAUUUGGGAGAACGACCUGUUGUUCAAAGGAGAGAGCCAGUAUCCCUGGAAGAGUGGACUAAGAACAUUGAUGCUGAAGGAAGAAUUUUAAAUGUCGAUAAUAUGAAGCAGAUGAUAUUUAGAGGGGGGCUUAGUCAUGCAUUGAGAAAGCAGGCAUGGAAAUUUCUUCUGGGCUAUUUUCCUUGGGACAGUACCAAGGAGGAAAGAACUCAAUUACAAAAACAAAAAACUGAUGAAUACUUCAGGAUGAAACUACAGUGGAAAUCUGUCAGUGAGGAACAAGAGAAGAGAAAUUCGAGGUUAAGAGAUUAUAGAAGUCUUAUUGAAAAAGAUGUUAACAGAACAGAUCGAACAAACAAGUUUUAUGAAGGCCAAGAUAAUCCAGGGUUGAUUUUGCUUCAUGACAUUUUGAUGACCUACUGUAUGUAUGAUUUUGAUUUAGGGUAUGUUCAGGGAAUGAGUGACUUACUUUCCCCUCUUUUAUAUGUGAUGGAAAAUGAAGUGGAUGCCUUUUGGUGCUUUGCUUCUUAUAUGGACCAAAUGCAUCAAAAUUUUGAAGAACAAAUGCAAGGCAUGAAGACCCAACUAAUUCAACUCAGUACCUUACUUCGAUUGUUGGAUAGUGGAUUUUGCAGUUACUUAGAAUCUCAGGACUCUGGAUACCUUUAUUUUUGCUUCAGAUGGCUUUUAAUCAGAUUUAAAAGGGAAUUUAGUUUUCUAGAUAUUCUUCGAUUAUGGGAGGUAAUGUGGACCGAACUGCCAUGUAAAAAUUUCCAUCUUCUUCUCUGUUGUGCUAUUCUGGAAUCAGAAAAGCAGCAAAUAAUGGAAAAGCAUUAUGGCUUUAAUGAAAUACUUAAGCAUAUCAAUGAAUUGUCCAUGAAAAUUGAUGUGGAAGAUGUACUAUGCAAGGCAGAAGCAAUUUCUCUACAGAUGGUAAAAUGCAAGGAAUUGCCACAAGCAGUUUGUGAGAUCUUGGGGCUUCAGGACAGUGAAGUUGCAACACCAGAUUCAGACACCGGUGAAGAUGAGAGCGUUGCCAUGACUAGUUGUCCUGCAUCUACAUUUCAGAGUGAUGCCUUGCCCGUACUUGCUACCAGUGGAGCCAGAGAUGACAACACAACACAGAUAUCAGUGUCCCCAAAUGUUAGCAGAUUAACACCUGCAUGAUCAUUCUUCUUGCUUAACUUUUGAAGAGACACUUGGUUGCGACCUUUUUCAAGUACUUGAAAGGAGGAAAUUUAAAAUCUUGGUGUUGAUCAUGCUUUAAGGUUUAUGGAAAGAAAGUGUACUGAUGUUCUUGCAUUAAAGCUUUACAAAGAUUUAAACUAAUUAUUUUUGUAGUUACUUCUACCAAAUAGCCUUUCCUUUUCAAUAACAUUCCUUAGUAUUUUUAUAGCCAAGUACAUUUUAUUUUCUUGCUGAUGAACUGGAAUUGGAUAAAUAUUACAAGUGGAUGAGUUGGAAAUUAUGCACUUUGAAAAACAUUCACUUUGUUUACUCUAAGUUUAGUGGGUUUUGGAAUUGAUUAAAUUAAAUCUUAGGCUUCUCUAUAGCAUUCUAAGCUGAGAAGUAGAUUGUGUUACGCAAGUGAUGAAAUAAAAGAAUUUGUUUUUCUCUAUUGUUUACAACAGUACUCAGCUUAAAUAUUUAUGCUGGUUGAAUGUGAUUUAAAUUGGAUAUUUUCAUCAAUGCAAUUUAAUGUGUAGAUAAAAAGCUAUUUCAACCAUAAUAAGUGGAUUGGCAGUAUAUUUUUUACAUUGAACUUUUCUUCACUUGUAUAUAAAGACUAUAUAAUAAGUACUUAUUUAUGAGUAUAAGAAAGGAUAGGCAUAUUUUCUUUAACUGAAUAAACUUGACUAUUGAUUUAUAUAACCUGAUUUGACAAAAGUAAUACAUAGCUUCAGUAUGAUAACUUUUUCAGAACUAUUUUCUUAACCAAACAUUUAUUUCAUGAGACUACAUUCAACCCUGUACCUUGUGUAAUUUUAAAAUUAAUUGCUUGUAACCUCACUUUACUAAUGUGUUUAUUAUCUUUCCUAAUAAUGCAUUAACUGAUUAAUCAGGUCUUUAAAUUUUUAUAAAAUGCUCUUUGCAGAAAGCUUAUGUCAAAAAUUUCAAUAUACUAUCACGAGUCUCAAAAAAUAUUUUUUGUAUAUGAACGAAGCUGUUGUUUUUACCAUGCAGUGUUGCAUGAUUUUAAGUUAUGUGGAAUUAACAUAACUGAUUCCGUUUUAAUUGUAAUUUGUUAACUCCUGUACAUAUCAUUAAAUAAAUUUGAAGUUGAA